UGCCCACCUCUGAGAGGAUAUCACUUUUCAUGCUCCCUGGGUCCUGGUACAAGUAGGACAAAGGAGGUUGUGCUUGACAGCACUGUUGCUCUCCUGCACACAACUCAACAGGCCACUCCAGUCCCUCUUGUCCCAACUAGAAACAGUUUGUUCCUGUCUGCACGGGGAAGUUUUACCCCUGACCGUACAAAAUAGCAUGCUGUAAGUCAAGUGAAUGACGGUGUAGGAAAGAAUCGAUAGUGGGCAAUUAUCCAAUGUCCGAAGCAGUGCCUGUAUCAGCACGGUUUGUCCAGCACCUGUGAGUGAGCCAGACCGGAGGGAAAAGGAAGAAGCAUGUACUUGUGUGUGCUAAACUCGAAUCCAGACCAGGAGAAACAGUGUUUCCUCGAUAUCCGUCAGCAGCUGACCGACCAGCUGAAAUGCCUGGACUCUCGGAUGGAGGCGCAGGCUGCCCUGAUGGCGGACCUGCAGGACUUCUUCAGGAGGAAGGCUGAGAUCGAGCUGGAGUACUCCAAGAGUCUGGAGAAACUGGCAGACAGGUUCCUCACCAAGGUCAAACAGCAGCAGAAGUUAGAUGCUAGUAAGACAGGUGAGAAGAAGGAUGGGCACAUCCUGUCUCCGUACAACUGCUGGUACCAGCUGCUGGGGGUGACACGGAGGGAGAGCCGCAACCACUCCACACUCAGCGACAUCUACAGCACCAACCUCACCAGCAGGUUCACACAGAUCAGUGAGGAUGUCGGCAGAAUAUUUAGGAAGAGUCGAGAGAUCACCACAACCUGCCAUGAAGACCUGGUGAGGGUACUGAAUGAGCUGUACACAGCGUUGAAGACGUACCACCUGUACCACUCUGAGAGUGCGAUAGCUGAGGGGAAGCUGAAGUCGGUGGAAAGCAAAAUGCUGAAGACUGAUGACAAAGCUAGGCCAUCCAAGAGGGUCAAAACCAUGCAGGAAAAGGAUGGAGUCUUUCCCCUGUACCUGCUGUGUUGUGGCACAGAUGUCAUUAGGAUAAAGCGUCAGGCCAAGUACUUUGAGAGUAAACAGAAGUCCAUCAAGGCCAGGAACGAGUAUCUGCUUAGCCUGGACGCCUCCAACUCUGCCAUCCACAAGUACUUCGUCAACGACCUCUCUGACUUGGUGGACUGCAUGGACCUGGGGUUCCACAGUGCGUUUGGGCGUGCCAUGAAGACGUACCUGUCUGCUAACGACUGUGCAGACAAGUCUCACCAGGAGGGCCUGGACAUCAUCUCCCAGUGCGUGUACAACCUGGACCAGAAGAACGACAAGCAGAAGUUCAUGGAGAACUACAAUGGCACGUUUGUGGUGCCGCAGAAGUUCAUGUUCAUUCCACAUGGAGGGGAUGAGAACCACAGUAGGUGCCCUGUGUGCAGCGGAGGUCAGGGGGUGGGGGCCGUUAGCACCCUGCCCCGCUCCAUUAUGCGAUGCACUGGCUACAACCCAGGGAGAAUGAUGAUCAUGCCUUCUAGCCAGGUGUGCCAGGUGAGUGCCCAACAGCAGGUACAAGAGGAGCUGGACACCAGGUACAGACAGAUCCACCACAGGCUCAUGUGUGUCAAGACGGAGAAUGAAGAGGUGCGGAAGACCCUUGAUGUGACAUCUCAGAACCUCCAGGAUCAGCUGAACGUGGUGGACUAUGACAUGAGUCCCUACUUCACCCUGCAGGGGUCCCCGGAGACCCCGCCAGACACACUGUCCUCCAAACAGAGCAUGCAGAGGCACAGGCAGCACAAGCAGGAGAUAGAGGACUACUACCUGGAGAAAUUCCGAGAGUACACCCUGGGUAGCAGUGUGGUUACCAGGCUCCAAGCCAAGUAUGACCUGAUCCAGAAGGCCCUGGGGGAAGGAGAAAGAAAUGCAGCUUUAUCUGUUGACCCUGACUCCCCUUCAAGACCCCCCAUGUUACCACCCAAACCAAGGAAGAUCAAUAAGCCAGGAAGACCUGCAUCUUCAUGUAAGGCCAAACUGUUUGGUGGGAGCAUUCUUGAGUACAUACAGGCCUCUGGUCAUGAAAUCCCUCUUGUCAUCAGAAGUUGCAUCAGAGUCAUCAACCUGCUUGGUCUCCAUCACCAAGGGAUCUUCAGAGUUCCUGGGUCUCAAGUUGAAGUCAAUCAGUUGAGAGAAUACUUUGAAAGAGGUGAAGACCCAUUGUCAGACCCAGGGGAAGUGACUGACCUGAACUCAGUAGCAGGUUGUUUGAAGCUGUACUUCAGACAGCUGCUGGACCCACUCUUCACAAGGUCAAAGUUUGAGGACCUGAUCACUGCAGCAAGAAUGGAGAACCUUCAGGACUGCCUGGACGCCCUGCGGAACAUCAUUGACUCCAUGGAGCGGCCGAUAGUGGUGGUCAUGAGAUAUCUCUUCGCUUUCCUCAACCACCUGUCUUCCUACAGUGAUGAAAACAUGAUGGACCCGUACAACCUGGCCAUCUGUUUCGGCCCCACACUCAUGCCCUGUCCAGAGGAGUAUGACCAGGUGAUCUACCAGCCCUAUGUAAAUGAGCUGACCAAAACCAUCAUCACCUACCACGACAGCCUGUUCCCCCCAGACUUGGAUGGGCCCAUGUAUGAGAAGUGUAUGGGGGAGGAGGACCCCUUUGUUGACCCAGUUGCCAACAUGGACAACAUCUCUGAAGACAAUCUGACGAUCCCCAGUGAAGAUGAACUGGCAUCUCUAGGGUCACAAGAUUCCCUGGACUGGCUAGACUCGGAGUAUGCAGAGCAAUUUGACAGGGAUGGAUCAGUUAGAAAGAAGAAAGAAAUGACGUCUCACGGCUCGAUUGAGUCCUUGGACAAGCUGGACUCACUGGAAAGCACAGAGGGCAUCGAGAGGAAGAGAGGAUCCUCCAAGAAAAGCUCUCUGAGGAAGAAAGAGCUUGAUCCAAUGGAAGCCAUAGCAAGAUUUGACUAUGUAGGAAGGACAGAGAGGGAGCUGUCUUUUAAGAAAGGAGACAGCCUGCUGCUAUUCUCACGUGCCUCGGAUGACUGGUGGGAGGGGCGGUGUCGUGGGGAGGACGGCUUGGUGCCAGACAAGUACAUUCAUGUCAAAAGCAGUGACACGGCAACAGACACCUCUUCCCUGAGGAAUGACUCCGACAGGGAGAGUCUUGUUUCUACCCCAGGCUUCACCACACCAUCCACGGUAUCCCCCAAACACAUGACCCCAUCCACGUCCAAGUCAGAUGUGGGCUCGGACACGGACACCAUCGGCCAGGCGUCCGGCGUGACGAGCAGCGUUUCGGGAAGCCUGAGCGCGCUGAAUGAAGAGCAACAGGAAGAGAAGCUGAAGGUCACCCAGAGUAUAGAGAGGGAGAUCGACGCGACGUUGGCGACAGUCAUGUCCGAGUUACAGGCCCUGGAGAUGACCAGCUCCAAACAUACCCCAGAUGUAGUAUUGGACACUCUGGAGAGGGACAGACUGGACAGAGUGGCGAGGCCGACCAGCACGAGUAGCGACAGCGCGGUAGCCGCCCUGAGAGCGGAAAAGAGCAGCGCAGGUACGGUGGAGCAGGUACAGAUCCAGAGACCGGCCAAGCUGUCCCUGACUCGUGGCCAGCCCUCCGCACAGGCGGCAGGGAGCUUCGGUACGUCCACCAGCAGCUUCAGUAGUUUCCGCUCUCGGGACAAACCGCCAGUUUCACCCAAACCACCGCUUCCAGGCAAACCUACUAGUCCUGGCCCAAGCACUGCGAAGAAGCUCGGGACCAUGUAGGGGUGCCUGGGUGUACCACGUGUUUGGAGGAUAGUUAUUGUAAGAAAUUAGAUCACUUCUGUGUGUGGAACAGAUUUUUUACCCAUGUCUAUAAUGCUGUUUUGAAGUAUGCUUCAUUCAAAUACAUUAAUUCAAAUACAUCUGUUAUUCAAGUACAGUGUGUUUUUUUAGUACAAAACAGUUAGAUACACAUGUAAUUCUUACAUUUUCUCAUGUUUUGUUGAAUGAUAAUCAUAGCAUAGUUUACUCCUAAAAAUAAGAAUCUGUACUGUUUCGUUUUGUCUAACCAGAUAUUGUAUAAAGUAUUAAACGUUGUUAUGUGAAAAAUAAAUGACCAUGUUAAUAAUUAACAUUGAGAAGUUGUAUAUAACAAUAAGUAAUGAGCUAAUAAGUGAGGGAAGGUGUUGCAUUGUACAGUGUACAAUGUAUUGUAAUGUAAUGUAAUGAUGCAGCAAAUACAUGCAGAAUUGCAUGUACAAAACAAAGAUGUCGAAUUAUGUUGGUCUUGUGGAAAUUUUUCAGCUUCUUACUUUUUGCCAAGCAAACUUGACAAUUUGGCUUCUUGUUAGGUUAACUUGAUUGAAGUUGUUUUUGUUUCUUGCGACUUUCUUUUAGGUCAGUUUAGCUUUUAUGUGGCAUAGCUAACCAUGGAUGGUUUCUUGUUAAAAUCAUAAUGAUCUGAUCUGAAAGUUUUUUGUCCAUGUAACAGUACACAUUGCAUGUACUUAGGUUCUUCUUAAUUUAACAAUUACAGGCUUAGUCAAUAUUUCAACUGCAAGUUAUGUGUAUUUUUUGCUUGGUAGAUGCUCAGUUCAUAAAACAUUAUGUUGAAAGCUAGUAGAACACAGUUUACAUAAUAGUGGAGAAUAACUAGUUAGCACACAGUUGUGAUUUGCGAUAGCUUCGUCUGUUGUGCAAAACAUUUUUUGUGAGUAGGCUUAGGAAAGACAAUGCAGACGUACAUGACUGUGUUUUAUAUGAAGGGAGGGCUGCGUUCUCCAUCAACCACACCCUUGUACAGACUUCAGAGUAUCUAUGUAUAACUCCAGAAAGAGCCUCUUACUAACACUGCUGCUAUGGCAAAUGCCUUGACUGUUCUACACAAAAGCUUCUGCUGCCUUUUUAUGGAGAGAUGUUCAGGUCUAGUGUGGUACUCGUCUUCCUCAUCAGUUUUGUAUAAUGAGUAUGCUAUAUAGUACGCUAUAUAUAGUACUCAAUGUAGUACAUCAUGUACGUGUACAUGUGUAUUUUGUACAGGCUACUGGAAAGAAAAAUGACCUCUUAGUGUCUCCUACAGUCCCAUUAGAAACCUAGUACCAACACUGUGUAUGACAGUUAACAUGUGCAAAGUCAUAGCCUUUUAUGCGUUGUAAAGAAGUUAGCUAGCAGGAUACAAAGGAGAAAAUGUAAAUGUACAUGCAUGACCUGAACAACUCUCUUCUUGCUGGUUUAUACAAUCACUGUAUAGUUACCUAAUCUGCUUCUGCACAAUGAGUAGCAAUCACAGACAUGCUGAUACAUGUUUGUAUGUCGUACCAAAUUGUUAACUUCAUCUCCAAGUGAUGAAGACAGUGUAUCAUACAUGUACAUGUAGGUUUGUUGUUCAGAAUAAUAGAUAUAGCCACGGGCCGCUCAAUCUGAUGUUGACAUUUAUCAAAGAAUGUUUAAUGUUUUAGAUAUUUGGUGUUCUGUUUUUUGUAAUCCAACCACUUUUUGUUCCUCCAAGGAAAGAAAUUGCAGCCUUGCUGUUGACAAACCUCAAAUAUCAGUAUUUAUGAAUGUACUCCCAGAGGUAUGAAAUGAAAUAUUUGUAUGACUUACAAAAGGUGAAAUCUUACUGUUCAACAUCCUCUAUAUUAUAUUGCACUCAUGUAGUGUUCAGUGUUUGAGUUAUCAGCCUCCAUUUUGUAACAGAAGUUGGUGUUAUUUCCCUUUUAGUACAGGAAACCUGAUAGUACAGUUUGCAUUCACUGUUCAGCUCCAGGCAGAUGUGUGUACAUGUGGUAUUUUAAACACUGAAGGAUCUUUGCUACUAUUCGAACCAAAGUCUUGUAUCUACACAUUCACACCAUGUAUACUAGUAUCCUAGAGUCUACUACUUACAAAUAGGUUAUUCUGUAACUAUCUUUGUUACAUGUACUGUUGCAUUAAUCAGAGAAUUCUGUGGGCUUGAAUUCCAUACAACUGUUAGAAAUGAAACAGUGUUAAAGGCUGGCUAGCAGCAGAAAUGGUUACCCCGCAUCAUUCUUGGAUAAAACUUGGACUAGAUUUUUCAAUGCAUCAGUAAAACAUGUAUAAUUAGAGAGUAUAACUGGUAGUAUUGGUUGCGGUAACUUGUGAGCUUUCUUUAUGCACUAUAAAAGUGUGUGUUAACUUAGUAAUGUUUUUGUUGUUGUGUCAAUGUUUAAUGAGGAGAAGAAAUAAGCACAAAUGUGGAAUUUCAGAUGUGAUGGACAAUACUGCUUUACUAACCCCACAUCACAAGGCUGUGUACAACACUGAUGAAAACAAUAAAAUCUAAUUUUUGAAGAUAAAGUAC
This is a messenger RNA of Branchiostoma floridae (Florida lancelet), 6268 nucleotides long. Its product is annotated as SLIT-ROBO Rho GTPase-activating protein 1-like. NCBI's taxonomy places the organism in Eukaryota, Metazoa, Chordata, Leptocardii, Amphioxiformes, Branchiostomatidae. Gene Ontology annotation, biological process: negative regulation of cell migration; signal transduction. Bases 334 to 3729 code for a protein of 1131 amino acids. Gene Ontology annotation, cellular component: cytoplasm. The transcript has 25 exons. The record is from RefSeq and is a predicted model, not a curated record. Gene Ontology annotation, molecular function: protein binding.